Messenger RNA from Solanum dulcamara, 1203 nucleotides. RefSeq names its product 60S ribosomal protein L18a-like protein. The transcript has 5 exons. The record is from RefSeq and is a predicted model, not a curated record. The coding region runs from base 540 to 848 and encodes 102 amino acids. Lineage: Eukaryota; Viridiplantae; Streptophyta; Magnoliopsida; Solanales; Solanaceae.
GCCGCGUGUAAUAAUGAUGAAGCGGACAAAACAUAUACCCUCCGGAUGAUACAGACAUGUCAACGAAGAGGCCCCUUGAAGCCUCUUAUACUAAGUAGUAGUUUCUUCCUUACAGAGUAAAGACUAAAGAGUAAACCUUUGGAAUCCAUUUUACUAAACCUCAGGGGUACAAAACAUAAUUACCAAUAAAACUUGUACUCAAUUGCAACUUCCGUGAACAGCCGGUUAUACGAUAAUUGACCGGUGCAAACUACCAGUUCGGUGCACCAACUCCAUAGCCAAGCACAUUGAUUAUCGAGCGAGGACGAAGAAAGAAGAGACUGUUGCUGCUUUCAGUGUCUACCAGGAAAACCGUCGGUUCUUCGUUUUAUUCCUUCGCAAUUUCGUCCUCACAGUCCUUCUCUGGCUCUUCAGUUUGGGUUAAUUUGUUUUUAGAGUUUUAGCACAAUUAGAUUGGAGCAACAGUUUGCUGAAGCUGCAAAUAUCGCUUGUUGCAGGAGUCGUGGAGGAGGAAUUGAGAUCAGAACCCAGAAUAGCACAUGGAUCAGAAUCUCCUGCAAGAUGCCAAAGAACAUCCCAGUAACAGUUAUAUGCCCCCGAAAGAUGCGGAAAACAAUCAGUUGGGAAUCUUUGACAGACCUCUUCCUUGCUUUGGUUGUGGAAUAGGAUGGUUUUCCCUGCUACUUGGUUUUGUAUUCCCAUUCAUGUGGUAUUAUGCAACAAUUCUUUACUUUGGGAAUUACUACCAGAAAGAUCCGAGGGAGCGAGCAGGGCUAGCUGCCAAUGCAAUAGCUGCUCUGAUAUUUACUGUAGCAGCUCUAGUUGCAGUUGCCGUGGUUCUUUUGUAGUCAUCUUGUGCUAUGCUCUUAUUCUGUUAGCUGAUAUCCAUAAUCCAGAGAACUAAGAGAUGACUCCCCUAUGGAGUUUGUAGCUUCACCAGAGCACGCAUACAGAAAGGUGACACCUACUGGAACAAUGCUGCAGGCCAUAUGGGGAAUGGGAAAUAGCCAUUACCAAGGCUAUGAAUAUGUAAAGAUAUGUAAUACUAAUGUCCAUUUGUUGUGCUGUCUAUUAGACGAUAAUAUGACUUAGUCCUGUAAUAUUUUGGUGCAUCGAUUAAUUUUAUACACGCGGAACCAAAACAGAUCGUUUUUCAGUUGCUCAUGGACCCAUCAUGUGUAUAUAAUUUUUCAUUACUACCUU